This is a messenger RNA of Hyposmocoma kahamanoa, 1219 nucleotides long. RefSeq names its product ethanolamine kinase (gene eas). NCBI's taxonomy places the organism in Eukaryota, Metazoa, Arthropoda, Insecta, Lepidoptera, Cosmopterigidae. Bases 40 to 1122 code for a protein of 360 amino acids. The transcript is spliced from 8 exons. Gene Ontology annotation, molecular function: ethanolamine kinase activity. Gene Ontology annotation, cellular component: cytoplasm. Gene Ontology annotation, biological process: phosphatidylethanolamine biosynthetic process. The record is from RefSeq and is a predicted model, not a curated record.
GUAUCUUGACUACUAUAUUUAUUGCCAUAUUCCUUCGAGAUGAGCAUUAGUACUCCACCACGUCGUUUGUUAUCAACUGGUGAUAAGUUUGUGCCUGUUACUAUCGAGGAAAAUGAUUUAUUUGGUGGAAUAACAAAAGUUCUAAAAGUACUGAGACCUUCUUGGCCUCUUGAUAACGUUAAAUUCAAGACCUUCACCGAUGGAAUAACAAAUAAAUUAGUUGCUUGUCAAUUUGGUGAAGAUUCAAGCGACGGAGAUAAUGUUGUGUUGGUACGAAUUUAUGGAAAUAAAACUGAUCUACUCAUCGACAGAAAUGCUGAAAUUAGAAACAUCAAAAUCUUAAAUGUAUUGGGAAUGGCUCCAAAAAUUUAUGGUGUAUUUGAAAAUGGACUUGCAUAUCAGUACUAUCCAGGUGUAACUUUGAAUCCUGACACUGUGUUAGACAUUAAAAUAUGGCCUUUGGUAGCACAGCAGAUGGCUAGAAUGCACAAAGUUGAGCUUGGGAAAGAAAUAAGAAAGGAACCAAUGGUAUGGGAUAAAAUAGAACAAUUUUUGAGUUUACUUCCUGAACCUUUUGGUACUGAAGCUAAACAAAUAAGAUUUUCCAAUAGCUUUGGGUCAAUAACAAGACUAAGGAUAGAGUCAGAGCGCCUAAAAUUGCACUUAACCAAAACUGAGAGCCCAAUUGUGUUUGCUCACAAUGAUUUGCUUCUAGGAAACGUCAUCUACAAUGAACAUAAAGGGAUUGUACACUUUAUUGACUAUGAAUAUGCAACUUACAAUUACCAAGCCUUUGAUAUAGCAAAUCAUUUCAAUGAAUUUGUUGGGUUGUCAAUAGAUGACAUGGACUAUAACCGAUACCCCAAUAAAGAAUUUCAAACAAUGUGGAUUCAGAAAUACUUGGUUGAUUACCUUAAUGUUGAGAAUCCCUCUGAUGAGAGUAUAGAAAAGCUGUACAGAGAGGUACAACAUCAUGCACUGGCUUCACACUUUUUGUGGGGUAUAUGGUCACUUGUACAAUAUGAACUCUCAAACAUAGACUUUGAUUUUGGAAGAUAUGCUGACAUCCGAUUGAACAGAUAUUAUAAGCUAAAGGACAAAGUCUUUAAGGAAUUGAGUUGAUAUUUAUAAAAAAGUAGUUAAACUGUUUUAUGAUUGUAGCAUAACAUAUUAAUUUGUAAAUUAAGGAGGUUUUUUUAAUUUAAGGAAAUCAUGUAAU